UAUGGCUUUAAGAUUGACUGCCAAUUUUAGAGCACCCCCUCCCCUUGUAAAUUUCUGCAAACACCAGUAUCAAAUUAUUGGAAGCAAGUUUAAAACAUCAGAUGGUGUAUGUUAACAAAAUGGACUACACAUAAUAGCUCUGCUAGAAAGAUGUUGAUGCAGGCACUGUUUGUGGCUGUGCUGGCAUCAUUCUGCAAUGCACAGUUUCAACCACAACCAGCAGGUCGUAUCUUAGAGCCACCUGUUCCAACUCUCUGUGCACAGAGGAAGAUUCACGAACACUUCAAUGGCAAGGGCUAUUUCUUCUCGUGGAAAGACUCACAAACACAAACUCCUGAAGACUGGCUUGGUGGUCGUAACUGGUGUCGCAUGCGUUGUAUGGACCUUGUCAGUUUAGAAACUACGGCUGAGAAUGAGUUCAUUAAGAAGCGAAUUGUUGAAGGAAACCAACGUUACAUAUGGACAAGUGGGCGUCUCUGUGACUUUAAGGGUUGUGACCGCCCAGAUCUGCAACCCCUCCACAUAAAUGGUUGGUUCUGGACUGCUGAACUGACUCGUCUUCCACCCACAACUGACAGACAUCAAAAUGAUUGGAGUCAUACUGGAGGACUCAACAGGCCUCAGCCUGACAACAGAGAACCUCAGCAGGGAGGAGCUCCAGAGAACUGCCUUGCUGUGCUGAACAAUUUCUACAAUGACGGCGUUCACUGGCAUGAUGUUGCUUGCCACCACCGCAAACCUUUUGUCUGUGAAGACAAUGAUGCUCUUUUGAAAUAUGUGCGAUACACCAAUCCCCAUCUGAAAGUAUAAAACACUGUAAAUGCUGAU
This is a messenger RNA of Schistocerca cancellata (South American locust), 828 nucleotides long. RefSeq lists its product as uncharacterized. Bases 109 to 810 code for a protein of 233 amino acids. The record is from RefSeq and is a predicted model, not a curated record. The transcript is spliced from 5 exons. Lineage: Eukaryota; Metazoa; Arthropoda; Insecta; Orthoptera; Acrididae.